AUGCUCUUUUCUUUACCAGCGUUUGUUACUAUCCUCACUUUGAGCUUUAGUGCGCAAGCAGCCCCUAUUGAGAUCAUCAAACGUCAAGCAGCGUGCUUUUUACCAGGAAGAGCCGCACUCCCGGCGGAGGUAUCAAAUGGAAUUCCUGCCUUGGUUAGGACAGUUACCUGUACUGGGGGAACCUCGGUCCCUGGCGUUCCAAACGUCUCGUCUGGUGGAAUCGAUUUCAAGUCUAUCGAUUUCCAGAAGAGCAGUAAGAGCCCACUAGGAUUUGCUCUUGCUACAUUCACUACCCCUGCGGAUCCAGCUAAAGCCGAUCUUAGGAAAUUACAGAAUCAGUUGGAUGUAUAUCUUGCCGUUGAAGCUGGUGUGCGCAGCAAUGGAGGAGGUGCCAUUCUAAAUCAAGUGAAAUCCGCCAAAUUCUUCAUUCAGUUCCAGAUUGCACGCGUAAAAACGGCUCUCGGACAGCAACUCAGCGUAGCAAAUACAGUGGAGCAUCAACUUGGAAAGGUCAUCAAGAACGCUGGCCGCGCUACUGCUGCCGAAAUUGCUCAGGUCAACGCACUGGCAAAAGUAUUGUAG
Molecule: messenger RNA, 582 nt
Organism: Psilocybe cubensis
Lineage: Eukaryota; Fungi; Basidiomycota; Agaricomycetes; Agaricales; Agrocybaceae
Exons: 5
Coding region: 1-582 (193 amino acids)
Source: RefSeq, a predicted model, not a curated record